Molecule: messenger RNA, 6029 nt
Organism: Girardinichthys multiradiatus
Lineage: Eukaryota; Metazoa; Chordata; Actinopteri; Cyprinodontiformes; Goodeidae
Gene: ibtk
Product: inhibitor of Bruton agammaglobulinemia tyrosine kinase
Exons: 29
Coding region: 726-4769 (1347 amino acids)
Biological process (GO): negative regulation of protein phosphorylation
Cellular component (GO): nucleoplasm; cytoplasm
Molecular function (GO): protein kinase binding; protein tyrosine kinase inhibitor activity
Source: RefSeq, a predicted model, not a curated record
AAGUGGGCGUUGUUGCCUAACCUGCAGGAUUUAAGCCCUGUCAAAAUUAACCACACAUAAAAAGCCAUUAAAGUUUUAUCUAAAUUUGCAAUUAUGACACACUGGAUGUACGUCGCUAAAGUUACUUUCUCAGUAUUCGCUUUUUUCUUCAUCUAGCGGAAGGUACAUCCUACAAUUAUGGAGUUUUAAAAACCAAAGCGUGAGUUUGUGAGGGGGAAGGUGGCCUUUCCCCUCAAGUUGGAUGGUUGGACUGCUGUACAUGAAGGUCAGGGUUUUUGAAAUUGUUGCCUUUUGUAAAUGAUUGGAUAGAAAAACUAUUUUUGCAAAUCUUGAGAUGUACAAUUUUGUAUCAAACAUAUGUUAAUUUUUGUAUUUAUUUAAUUCAUGAUGCCGUUAUAUGCUGCAAGCAGCUUAGUCUGUGUUCAGUACUUGGUCGAGAUGGUGGACUGAGACAAGUCAGGAAAAGUCUCUGGGGUCGCUAGGGUGCAGUGGAACCUCAACACAAGCACAAUUCUAGCACUCCAAACCAACUCAACCAUUUCUGGAUACUUUACUUUCCUCGAGGAGCUUUUUUUGCUCUGGACAAAUUAAGCCGCAGUGUUCUUGGUUUGUUACAACGCAUCCACAAACUUUUGAGAUUGUUCACAAUUGUGGGUGGUGGGCUGUCAGAAGGACUCUGUGACAGAAGUGCAACAGACUUCAGUGAGGACUUUGAAGAGGCCAGGAUGAGUCUGGCACCUCCAAACUGCACCCCAAAAUGCCGGUCCCAGCAACACGCAGACCAGGUUGUUGCUGCCCUAACUAGCGGCUCCGAAGGGAAGCUCCGGGCAUUCCUGACUUUACACUGCCACAAUGCAACCAGUUUGCGGGAUGCCUUCGGUCGCACAGCCCUUCACCUUGCGGCCUCUCUGGGAAAGAAGGCCCUGCUAGAGUGGCUGCUGGACACUAAAGGGGCUGAUCUGAUGUUGAAGGAUAAAGAAUCUGGCUGGAAUGCCCUGCACCGCAGUGCCUUCUAUGGACAGAUCGACUGUCUCGUAUCAUUAGUCAAGCAUGGUGGACUUUUGUCUGCUCAUGACAAGGAGGGUCUCUCUGUCCUGGACCUGACAAUGAAAGACAGACCAGCACAUGUUGUCUUCAAAAGUACAGACCCAACAGAAGUGUACAUGUGGGGAAACAAUACUAAUUUUAGUCUGGGCCACGGCAACCAGGAGAGCCGACAGCACCCUGAGCUUGUGGACGUGUUUGCCAGGACUGGAGUUUACAUCAAGCAGGUGGUGCUGUGUAAGUUCCACUCUGUGUUCCUGUCACAGAAAGGCCAGGUGUUUACCUGUGGACAUGGACAAGGUGGAAGACUUGGUCAUGGAGAUGAACAGACAUAUCUGGUUCCUCGCAUGGUUGAGGGUCUGAUGUCCCACCACUGCUCCCAGGUGGCAGCAGCUAAAGACCACACAGUGGUGCUGACGGAGGAAGGCUAUGUUUACACGUUUGGUCUCAACACCUUCCACCAGCUGGGCCUGACUCCUCCUCCUGGCUCAGCACAUGUUCCUAAACAGGUGUUCUCCAAAAUGCUGAAAGGAAGGGCAGUGAUUGGAGUAGCUGCAGGGAGGUUCCACACAGCGCUGUGGACCAGAGAGGCGGUGUAUACUGUGGGCCUGAAUGGAGGGCAGCUGGGUUACCUGCUUGACCCAAAUGGGGAGAAGUGCGUGACGACGCCCCGCCAGGUGUCGGCUCUGCACCACAAGGAUGUUGGCAUCGCUAUGGCAGCAGCUAGUGAUGGAGCAACAGUGGUUGUGACUGAGAAAGGGGAUGUUUAUCUGCUGUCUGACUACCAGUGCAAAAAAAUGGCUUCGAGGCAGCUGAACAUCAGAAAGGUCCUGGUCAGUGGUGGCAGUCUGGACCAUCGAGUACAUCAACAGAUCUUGAAUGACAGCGGAGGGGAAAAGAUCAACAUCUUGGCAUUAGAUGAAGCAGGGAGAGUGUUUUGCUGGCGUUCCUCUGGCAGCUCGGUGAGACAAUGCCGGUGGGCGUAUCCGAGGCAGGUCUUUAUGUCGGACAUCGCCCUCAGCAAGAACGGCAUGAUGUUUGUGACUCCUGACGGGGAAGGCUUUAGUGGCGCAUGGGCUGGCGAAUUUAAAAAGUACGGAGAGAAAAAAGAGGUUAGCGUGGAGGUGUGUGGUCCUUCGGACGCCGGCACCAUGUAUGAGCGAAUCCGCCUAGAGAAGCUCCCUUUUGUUCACAGAGCUGUGAGCAUCACAAUGGACUCCAAGGGACGAAAUUUUGGAGUCCUUCAAGCUGACCCCAAAACCAGUUUGUAUGAGGUUCCCAGCAUCUCUCCGUCCUCUUUCGCCCAACAUUUCCGGAGCCUCUUGGAGGAGGCGGACGAAAUGGACAGCAUCCACGAUGUGACGCUUCAGGCUGGUGAGCGCAACUUCCCCGCUCACAAAUACAUUCUGUCCAUGAGGUCUGAGUUCUUCCGGAAACAGUUCAUGUCCGAGCGUUGCGGGGUGAACGAGGAGCUCGAUAAGGAAGUGAGAAGGAGCGAAGAUGCUGUCGGAUGCGACUUACUCAUUUUGGAGAAAAUCCCAGCGGACAUGCUGGAAUAUGCUCUGCACUUCAUCUACACGGAUGCUUGUGAGCUUCUGGUGCACGGGGUUCAGCCAAGAGGCUCAGGGAUGUCAACAAGCCAAAACCAGGACUUGGAGCACGAGAGGCUUAUCAGCAGUCUGCAGGACCUGGGUCUGAGAGGUUGCUCAGCCCUUGAGGUGUACCAUUCCCUUUCCCCUUCAACCAAAGGUGACAACGACAAAGCAAACAACAAGGGCUCCAAGUCUAGCAAAAAGGGGAAGGGGGGCAAAGGUGACAAGCCAGGAACCAACGAAGGAGGGGCCAAUCCUGUGAAAAACUUACAGGCUGUUGCUAAAAAGCUUGGCCUAGGGAGCCUGUCUGCACGACUGGAUGGCGUGAAGUACGAAAAUGGAAAAAUCAAUGUGAUACAGAAGAAAAUUGGCAGCAAACCCACGUUUUUCCAGAAAAAAGGCUCCUAUCUAUGUGAUGUCACUUUAAAAUCGGAUGACGGGAAAGAGUUUCCAUGUCACAAAAGUGUCCUCUGUGCAAGACUGGAAUACUUCAACAGUAUGCUUGGAAACCCUUGGAUUGAGGCAACAUCAUGUUCUGCACUAGAGAUGCCCACCAGCUCAGAGAUCCUCCAGGUCAUUCUCGAGUAUAUUUAUACAGACGAGUCUCCCACCAUCAAAGAAUCUCCCAAUGUUGAGUUUGUGUGUAACGUGCUUGUUGUGGCUGACCAGCUGCUCAUCACGCGGCUGAAGGAGAUGUGCGAGGUCGUCAUCACUGAGAACCUGACCCUGAAGAACGCUGCGGAGCUGCUGGAAUUUGCCGCCAUGUACAACGCAGAACAGCUGAGACUGUCCUGCCUCCAGUUCAUCGUCCUCAACAUGGCCGCCUUGCUGGAGUCAAAGGCUCUGGAUAUUCUUAGUGAUGAGGUCCUCGUGGAGCUUUCUGCAGCUUACAGGAGGAUGAUCCCAGCAAUGCAAAAGCGGGUCAUCACUCCAUACCCUGGUGCACCAGACCUCAGUGCAUAUGAGGAGGAGGAUUUGGACUCCUCAUUCAGCCCCAAACCAGAGGGAGAACUUGUGCAGUCUUGCAGGGAAAUCCUGUUGAAGAAAGCAAAGGUGAAGGCAAAAAAGAAACCGAGGAGACGCUCUGACAGUUCAGGAGGCUAUACUCUCUCUGAUGUCAUUCAGAGCCCUCCUGUUGCGGUGGUGUCUCCUAUUCUGGUUAAGUCGGGGAAGGCCAACUCAACAGAGUCUCUACAGGAGGUCCUCACAUCUGACUCAGAAAGCAGCUGCGUAGGAGUCGGCAGUCCCCGAGACGUGCAGUCUCCUGUCUUUCAUGACAAACCUGAGGAUGAGCGAACAUUCAGCCAGAAACUGAAGACCCCACCCAGCACUCCAAGUUCCCUGAGAACCAACCUUCCUAGUCUCCUGCCAACUCCCCCAAGUUCCAACUCAAAAAAUAUCCUCAAGAGUAGUCCUUGUCCUGCUCAUGCACCUGCAGUCUUGGAUUUGAGAGCCAUCAUGGAUAUGGAGGCCAGCUCUCUACAGACUCUUGGUGCCACCCAUAAAAACGCUGGAAUGGUCACCUCCCACAUCAAGCACUCCCCUGUUUCCUCCAAACUGUCCCAGAAGCAGAGGAAGAUGUUAGCAAUGGUCAAUAGGGAGGCCAGUGUGGAUUCUCCACCAUCCAAAUCAGCUCCCAUAGUGACUCCACCCAAAAGCAGCGAGAAGACUUGGGCAACAGCGGUCCAGUCCCCACCUUCUUCGUGUUCAUUUCGGGCCCUCAUAGAGGAGGAAGAAAGCCGUUUAAUGAGAGAGGGGCAACCAGGAGCACAGAGUGUCCAGAGCGCCCUGGGACCCUCUGUCAGCGCUACACCUGCUGCCAGGAGGGUCACUUUUAAAAGCUCUGAGAGCGGCGAGCCAGAGAAGCCCAUUGGGCCCUGGGUGCUGGCUGCAGUGGGCAGCCCUCCCCUCUCCUCCACGGUGACCUUUGCUUCCAUUGUGGAGGAGGAGAAGCAACAAGAAGCCGCGUUGAUCCGCAGCCGAGAGAAGCCGCUGGCGCUCAUCCAGAUUGAAGAGAGAGCCAUACAGGACCUGCUGCUCCACUACGAGGCCCGGGACAACCCCGAUGAGCUGAUACUGGUUGAGACAACAGCCAGAGGUCCCAUGGCAGCCCCAACCUGGCACAAACACUAAGGAUGACUAAUCAUCUGUCACCACAACAUCAAUAUACCAUUGGAGUGAAGAAUUAGAAUCCAGAUCCCACUUUCUGGUGAAACAACAUAACUCGCCUAUUCCAUUUUGUAGCUGAUUUCCCCACCGUGUUGCUUCUUUAUUGUUGCAUUGUGUCUUGUUUAUUGGAACAACUGGUUUGUACGUCACAAAGUGCUCCUAAUGUGCUGCAUUUGCUGUUGUAUUUCUCAGCAGAACAUUUAUAGUAAACAAACUUCCUCAAUAAAUCUCAUCGUGUGAAGUUGCCAAAGAAUUGAAACUAGGUGGAGAACUUUAAGCUGUAAAGUCUUGUCCAAACUAAAUAAUGAGGGCUUCCUUGUGACUAACAAGUAAAGGUUCUCAGGUUGAUUGUGAAAUUUAAGAUUGCCAAAUAUCAGCUUGCAGAGCAACAGCUUUAAUAAGUGGGAUAUUCUGUAGAGGUGCACUGAUCAGGCUUUACCUGGCCAAUACAGAUUUUUGGUUUUCUUUGGGGUCUGAUCUGCUGAUUUGGAUUUUUAUUAUUCGCCUUAAAACUAUAACACACAAAGAAAUGUUCUACAGGUUUGUUAAUAGAUCCAAUGAAAAAUGAAGGAAAUGUAAGAUUGUUCUUUUCUGCAUCAUAGCACAGUUCCCUCACCUUUAACAGAGUUUUACUAAAGUCUAAACGAAGUGCUUCAACUUAGAUGCCAUUUGAUGGAUUUAUAAAUGGAAGAUAGUGUGAGUUCUUAGUUUUGAUGCAUUUAAUGAAAUGGGAAGGAAAAAAUCCGAAUUUUCAGUAUUUGACCUGCUGAACAAUGAGAGAUUGGCCAAUUUUGAUCUUGUCCAGUUCAUGGGUGCAUCUGUUUUCUUUUUGUUGACAGAUUUCCUUAGCUGUUACGUCAGCAGUAAACUAGUACUUACAAGAUCAGUAUCUUUAAAUGGAAGCUAUUGGAAAUAUACAUUGUCUGAUGUAGUUACAAUGAAUGCUAAACCACUGCUCUAGUAGGAAGGAAUAUUGUGAAGCUGGUUAUAACUAAUGUUAUGCAGAGACAGUGAUCUUCAGAUUUAAAUCUUCUUCAGCUCAGUUAUGUUCUUUUUUUUGUCUCUGCUCUUUUCUUGAAGCCAGUGUGAGUUUGGUACCUCAGCUUUAGACCACAUAUUCUUAUCUCAACAUACCUAUUUUUUGUUUUGUUUUUGUGUCUAAGACUUAAGGAUGUGAAAACAAACUGGCAUGCAAUAAUAAAAACAUCUCAUCUGUGCAAUAAA